CUUCGUAAUUAAGCUAAUACCAGAAAUUUCCAUGAAGCAUCUUUCCACCGUCUGCUUCCUCACUCCUCAUACUUUUUUUUUUUCUUCCAGAAACCCUCGUCGCUGCGAAACGCUUCCGACCGGCGACCUAAAAUCGUACGGCGUCUCUUUCUAGUCUACACGUGUUUCGAAGCAUCUACAGCUCAUCGUCUUCGUCCUGCCUCUGCAUUGAUUGUACGGAUCGACGACGAGACUCAGCUUUCAGGAUAACUACUCUAUGUUGCAACUGAAUGCUGCUGGUGGAGAAGAUGACCCUGAUUUUAAGUGGGGUGCUAGGAGAGGAUUUAGACGGAAAGAUAGUAACGUCCAGUUCUAUGAAUCAUUUACCUAUGAGGGCAUCGAGUACCGCCUUUUCGACUGUGCUUAUUUUUAUGUACAUGGUCAAUGUGAGACUUCAAUCGGGAAGCUUGUCAACAUGUAUGAGACAUCAGCAGGUGAGAAGAAAGUAAAGGUCAUUUGGUUUUUUCGACCUAUUGACAUCCGUCGCUUCUUGGGAAAGUAUGAGCCAAAAUGGAAUGAGUUGUUUCUGGCUUGUGGUGAUGAAAAAGGGGUUUCCAAUAUCAGUGAUGUGGAGACGAUCAUGGGAAAAUGUAAAAUUGUAUGCAUAUCGGAGGACCGUAGAAACCCACAACCAGAAAGCAGUGACCUGAGGAGAGCUAAGUAUGUCUUCUCCCACACCUUCGAUACGAGGCUGAGAAUUUUAUCAAACGUCUUUGCAGAUGCAAUAGCUGGAAUUGGAGUGGAGAAAUUCUUUAAUAGGAUAAGAGACAAACAGCCUGUAAAGCGCCUAACCUCAAGCGCAGCUGCCAGUUCCAGGGCUUCUCCAGUAAAAUCUAUUCAUCCAGAUUUGGGGUCAACAAAGUUAGGAAAAGAAGACAACAGAGAUGGAAAGCUGACGAAUAGAACAAACUCGGGAAAGAGAGUCUCUUUUCUAGACGAACGUGCUGAUCAUGUACAUGCGAAGAAGAACCCUCAUGUCAAUUCUGAUACCAGAUCUAGAGGUCCGAUAACCAAAACCAGAGCAUUUGGAGAGUUACAUGCUUCAGGUUCAUCAGUCGAUGCUAAGGCUUCUAAGAAGAGGAAGCUUAUACUCAACACGCCAGAAACAGAUGAUUCUGAUGGCUCAGGCCCCCAACUAGGAGAGAAGAAAUUCAUGAAAAAAUUACCUCCUCUUGUAGAAAAAGCUCCAAAUCAGAACAUCAAGAAAAGCAGCUGGUACAAGAAACUGCCUUUCGAGGAAGAACUAAAGGCGGCUAUAGAGGAAAGUAGGGUGCUCUUAAUUGAGAACCUGGAACCAUCAUACACAUCGCUGGAGGUAGAGGAACUUUGUUGGCAUGCUUUCAAUGAAAGAGUUGAUGCUAAGAUGAUCCCUUCUAGUCUCAUGUCUACCCCACAUUGUGGCAGGGCUCUUGUGAUUUUUGGAACCACAAAGGCAGCUGAUUCUGCCUUGUCAUGGUUAACUGAAGAGGGUCUGAUGUUACCUGGCCAAAGACCUCUAGUGGGUAGCAGAAAUGUCCCAGUAGAAAUUGGAAAACGUAGAAGUUUGACUGGCCAUUUUAGCAUGCUGGAUAGAUCUAUGAUGACAACUCAGAAGAGAAAGGCCGUCUCAACAUCACAUUGCACGCAGCCCAACCACGCUGUAGACUCUAUGGCCUAUGAGUGGCUCGCUCUACAGGCAAAGUCAGAAUUGACGUGGAAGAAGUUAUCCGAGAUACAAGCCAAGGAGAUUGACAUCCUCAAACGCAUAAAGCAACAAGGAACCAAAGGAAAGGAACAAUGUGCAAAAAAUCCUUACUCUUAACAACAGCACAAAAGAACACUUCAUGGUUUUGGUUUAGUUUUUGGAAUCUAGCUGAUGUAAACCCAUUGUGUCAUUUAGGUGGCAACUAGGCACAAAAGAACACUUCAUGGUUUUGGUUUAGUUUUUGGAAUCUAGCUGAUGUAAACCCAUUGUGUCAUUUAGGUGGCAACUAGGCAGUAACCUUAUACACUCACCUAGCAGGUUGAUGCUAAUAUUUUGGUAGGGUUACAUAUAAAAAUCUACUUGACAGGUUUUGAUGUCAUAGAGUCUAAGUUUAUGUUGCCCCUAAAAAACA
This is a messenger RNA of Camelina sativa (false flax), 2135 nucleotides long. The record is from RefSeq and is a predicted model, not a curated record. NCBI's taxonomy places the organism in Eukaryota, Viridiplantae, Streptophyta, Magnoliopsida, Brassicales, Brassicaceae.